AUGGAAGAGCUCAAGCGACUUCUUGCAAAGCAAAGGCAAAUGAGGAGCUUCGUGAAGCAGGCCAUCUUGUUUUAUUCGUGGCUCUUCAUCUCCAUUGUGCAGUUGUGCUUGCAAAUUACGUUAGGAUACUGUGGAGGCCAUCCUCAUUCGUCUUCUCUCGUUUACACAGGCCAUUUUUUUAAGCUCCACUUUCUUUUAUCAUCAUUGUUUGUUUGGCAUUCGUGUCGUGACAAGAAACCCAGAGCAGGCGUUUUAUAUCUCCCUCUCUUCGUUGAAAUGAAAAUUUUCAUUGAACUUUUUAAAUUUACACCUCUAUCAUUGUGA
Molecule: messenger RNA, 324 nt
Organism: Leptomonas pyrrhocoris
Lineage: Eukaryota; Euglenozoa; Kinetoplastea; Trypanosomatida; Trypanosomatidae
Exons: 1
Coding region: 1-324 (107 amino acids)
Source: RefSeq, a predicted model, not a curated record